Daphnia carinata is the source of this 3154-nucleotide messenger RNA. It is a transcript of the gene BicC, whose product is annotated as protein bicaudal C homolog 1-like. The record is from RefSeq and is a predicted model, not a curated record. The transcript is spliced from 17 exons. NCBI's taxonomy places the organism in Eukaryota, Metazoa, Arthropoda, Branchiopoda, Diplostraca, Daphniidae. Gene Ontology annotation, molecular function: protein binding; RNA binding. Bases 449 to 2866 code for a protein of 805 amino acids. Gene Ontology annotation, cellular component: cytoplasm.
ACCACCGUCCGAAGGGUUGGCCAAUUCAGUGACAUAUCUUCACGCUCACUCAACACUUCGUCAUUCCUCUUCGAGCCGAGACGUAUCGUGGGGGUUGAAACUUUCAGUAGAAUCAAUUUUGGUUUUCUUUUUUUUGUUAGCCCAAUUCUAUCUUGGCCUUAGCAACACAAACUCUCUUACCAUCUUUCGAUCGCCAGUAAUAAAGAAUUCUUUAGUUUUGCCAGAGGCUUUUUCAAUCGUUUUUAAAACUGAUCUAUGCUAGGCCAUCUUUUUUCAAAAGUAACUUGGAACCAUUCGUUUCAUCGCAUCUCUCAUCUCGCCCUUUAAAUCGUGCUAAAUUGCUGCAGAAAAACAAAUCGAAAGAAAUCUUUUAAAAUCUACCUCCUCUAUUCAAACAGUUUUUAUGUCGACAGUGUGAAAUCUCAAAAGUGAAACAAGGAUAGAGACAAUGGAACAUGUCAUGGAUUUAGCAUCGGAAAUCUCGGAAAGUUCUUCAUUGGUGUCGGAGGAUUUGCGAACUUUAGACGGUAGCGUCGAUGGUGAACCCCGCGCUGAUGGACUUUACGAAGAACGCUUUCGUGUCGAUCGUCGCAAAUUGGAAUCGAUGCUUUUAGUCCCUGCUGAGGGUGGAAGUGAAGCAGCUGCUGAACGAUUUUUUCACAGGGUUAUGCAGGAAACAAGCACUGUAAUUAUGUGGCCAGAGAAAUUGAAAGUUGGUUCCAAAUCUAAAAGAGAUCCGCAUGUGCGUGUGGCGGGAGAGCCUGAAUCAGUUCGCGCUGCUAAAGAACGCAUUAUGGCCGUACUUGAUACAAGGCAAAGCAACAGAGUGACUCUUAAAAUGGAAGUGAGCUAUACUGACCAUUCUCAUAUUAUUGGACGUGGAGGUAACACCAUUAGCCGCGUCAUGGAGGAGACACGUUGUCAUGUCCAUUUCCCUGAUUCGAAUCGCACCAAUCAAACGGAAAAGAGCAACUUGGUUACUGUCGCUGGAGAGCUGGCUGGCGUUGAGAAAGCUAGGGCUCGAGUCCGGGAUUUGAUGCCGCUGGUGGUGAUGUUUGAAUUGCCCAUCACAGGUUGCUUUCAGGCUUUUCCUGAUGUAGAAUCGCCGUUUAUCCAAAACUUACAGUCACGUUACUGUGUACAAGUUUCCUUUCGUGCCCGUUCUCGUGGACCUCGUCCGGGUGUAGUCGUUAUCAAAGGAAGUGAGUCGGACGUUGCUCCACUCAAGGAAGCUGUUAAAAUUCUCGUGGACUAUUUUUGUGGAACUUUAGCCAAUCAAGUUCAAGUUUGCAUGACGCUAGAGAUCUCGCCCCAACAUCAUGCUGUUGUUCAAGGAGGCAACAAAAUGAAUUUGCAGCACAUUCGCACCGUAACGGGAACAACUAUUAUGUUCCCUGAUCUCACCGAUCCUCAUAUUCCUCCUCUUCGCAAAAAUACCAUCUCAAUCCGGGGGUCACUGGACAGUGUUCUUCAAGCCCGUUUAAUGCUGAUGGGAUCUCUUCCUCUCAUGUUAACAUUUGAUCUUCGUGAAGAAGCGGAGCCCGAUCCGUUGACCGUAUCGAAACUGGUCGAAAAGUACGAUGUCAUAAUCUCGAUCAAGCCAAAACCAAAACUUUCAGUUAAAUCGGUUAACAUUCGUGGCUAUGAGCGGAAUGCUGGUAAUAUUUACGAAGCUCGUCGCAUGAUUUUGGGAUGUUCUGAUGGCGAUGAAAAAGUGGUAGCUUCGAUUCCAUCAGCUUACAUCGUUACUUCAACCGAUCCUUCAUUCAGCUUCCGCCAUACGGUGAUUUCAUUGUCUACCCCAACAAUUUACUCCGUUUACCAUCAAGGCGGAUUUGGUGGUUAUUCAUCGCCAACAUCUCCGACGUCCGCAUGUUCAUCGACGUCGCCAUUCGGUUAUCCCCAUAAUUUGCAACCAAUGGCUUUGACUAAUAACUGCUUCCCUCAAGCAUUCCCUACACGACCGCCGCAAGCGUAUGGAAUUGUUCCCGGAAUUCAUCCGACUGCUCAAUUUCAGCAUCGUAAUACGCUUUCGGCGAAAAAUCUUCAAGCCUUCAAUGCCUAUCAGACACAUUUGUACCCUGACAUGUACACGGACUUUCGCCAAGGCCCCGGAUCGAAAUCAAGUAGUGGCGUAUCUAGCCCUACUUUUCCUUCUGGUUCUAUUAGUCCCUGUGAUUUCCCUUUCGGCCAUCAAAAUACUAUGCUGCAUGAUUUUACUGAACUUCAAAAUCGCAUGGCAUCACAGAUGAACGAUGGGCUAGCCAACUGGGAACGCGACCGUCGCGUGACCUCUUGUCCUGAUUAUGAAGAAAAGCAACUUCUAGCCUUAAAUGCCAUGAGACAAACUCCUAAUCCAUCUCAAGCUCGAGUGCCAACUCCGACCUGGGCUGGUUAUGGCUUCAGCAAAUCUUCACGCCAGACGUCGACAUCCGACAAGGGAUUAUUUUGCGAUACGCCGGAUUCAACAACUUCUGUUAAAAACGAGACUCAUCAGCGCCGUAGUCCGUGGGAUGACCCAAUCUCUUCGGUGAAAAACGCGCCGGAUUUUGGUUUCAGCAGCAAUUUGAUCGACUCAGUCUCGUCGCUGCCUAAGCCAAGUGUUGUUGCUGCCAAGGACCUUUCGACUCUACUACAUUCCAUGGGACUCACUAAAUAUAUCGAACUUUUUGUGGAACAUGAAAUCGACUUGGAAUUGUUUAAAACCCUGACGGAGAAUGAACUUCGUGACCUUGGUAUCCAUGCUUUUGGCGUGCGCAGACGUAUGCUGCUCACUAUUGCUGAGCUGAAUAAGAAGACCGUAUUUUCUGGAAGUGCUGCUCCGGGAGCCGAGCGUCGCGCUGCCGUUGUAUCCAAGGACGUUUGAAUUUAUUGCAAGUUGAAAUUUUUCAAAUUGUUUGGAUUAAAGCCUUAUUUUUCAAUAGCAGCGGAAUCUCUUCCUUCUUCUGUCCCUCCGAAUAUUUAUUGCUAAUAACGGUUUCUCUUUUUUUUUCGAUCGAUAUAAGCACAACGCGUCUCGCCCUCCAUCUUUUUGAUAUUUGAUAAUUCCAUUUUGUUUGCCAUUUUCUCUUUAAAUCUUUCCCACUACUUUACACACUUGUCUUGGUGUGGCUUAUAUAUAUUGAAACUCUUUGAUAAUGUUCUCACACUCUUA